Messenger RNA from Fusarium fujikuroi IMI 58289, 1002 nucleotides. Its product is annotated as related to 2,3-dihydroxybiphenyl-1,2-dioxygenase. The record is from RefSeq and is a predicted model, not a curated record. The coding region runs from base 1 to 1002 and encodes 333 amino acids. Gene Ontology annotation, cellular component: mitochondrion. The transcript has 3 exons. Gene Ontology annotation, biological process: L-methylmalonyl-CoA metabolic process. Gene Ontology annotation, molecular function: methylmalonyl-CoA epimerase activity. NCBI's taxonomy places the organism in Eukaryota, Fungi, Ascomycota, Sordariomycetes, Hypocreales, Nectriaceae.
AUGACUGCAGCUGACAAGAUCAAAGUCGUGCGUCUUGUUGCCGUGCACUACCAGCACCCCGACCUCGAGUCGGCUUGUGCAUUUCUCCGCGAUUUCGGAAUGUCCGAGGUUCUCCGAGAGGACAAGCGCAUCUAUUUUGGCGGCUACGGUCGUGACCCAUACCUGUACAUUGCUGAACAGUCCCCCACCGCACGUCGCGCAUUUCUUGGGGGAACGUGGGCAGUUGAUUCACUAGAUGAUCUCACCAAAGCUGCUUCCAAAUCAGGCGCUUCAGCAAUCCUGGACGCUGAGGGGCCUGGUGGGGGAAAGAAAGUCACUCUCAAUGAUCCCAACGGAUUUCCCAUUACAUUCAUUCACGGCCAAGCUUUAAAGGAGCCUCAGGAUCAUCCAGCAACGCGAGCUUUGGAUAAAGAGUCGCCAGUGAUGAACCAUGCUCUGGAAAAGCCGAGAAAAGGUCGUUUCCUUCGAUUCAAUAAGGGGCCGAGUCCAGUUCACAAGCUAGGCCAUUACGGCUAUAUUGUGCCCAAGGACGAUUUCAUCAAGACGCGUGAAUGGUACCAAAGCCUGUUCAACCUGGUGACAUCCGAUUCUGUUUUCAACCCCGAGACCGGUGAGGAUUCAACUAGCUUUAUGCACAUUGAUCUCGGUGAAACCUUUACCGAUCACCAUAGCCUGUUCUUGGGCGCAAAUCCAACCAACGGGAAGGCUUUUGUCCAUCAUUCGAGCUUUGAGAUAAACGACUUCGACUCGCAAGCCCUCGGGCAUAAUUGGCUCUCUGAAAAAGGCUACACUAACUGCUGGGGCAUUGGCAGACAUGUCUUGGGCAGUCAGAUUUUCGAUUACUGGUUCGAUACAUCGGGCAAUAUUCUGGAGCAUUAUUCUGAUGGCGAUCUUGUGAAUAAACAUGUACCUUCUACCAGAAGUCCUGAAGCUCCUGAUUCGCUUCAUAUUUGGGGGCCUAAUGUUCCUCUCACCUUUAUUACAGGACAGCCAGAUAAAUAA